Drosophila kikkawai is the source of this 1955-nucleotide messenger RNA. It is a transcript of the gene Nagk, whose product is annotated as N-acetylglucosamine kinase. Gene Ontology annotation, molecular function: N-acetylglucosamine kinase activity. Lineage: Eukaryota; Metazoa; Arthropoda; Insecta; Diptera; Drosophilidae. The record is from RefSeq and is a predicted model, not a curated record.
UAAUUAUAUGGUAUAUGAUAUAUACUACCUGCAACAUAGAAAACACUAAUCCGAAAGUUUCAAAUUGAAUUAAAAAUACAUCGACUUUAAAUACGUUGCACACUUCACACGAAAAGCAUCAUACCCUUCGCGAGGGUAUACAAAUUAUCAAUGAGCGCUCGGCUUUAAAUAAGAGUAUGUCCCCCAAAAAACACAACAUUUCGUGUUUGGGAUUCAUAGCGCUCGGACCGCUUGCAGCGCGAUUACUCAUUUUCGCCGGGAAUCGCCUCCAUCGCACCACAGAGCCACAUUCAGGUUGGGACUCGUUCCGGCCGCCAGCUAUCUUAGAAUCAGGAUGAAGUAUUUUGGCGGAGUCGAAGGGGGAGCCACGCACUCCAGGCUGGUCAUCUGCGAUGAGACCGGUCAGUCAGUGGGCUCUACGAGCGGCUUGGGCACCAACCACUGGGGCAUCGGCAUCCCGGAGUGCGCCCGUCGCAUCACCGACAUGGUGGAGCGGGCCAAGGAGGAGGCAGGCAUAUCCAAGGACACGCCCCUCACAAGCUUGGGUCUAAGUCUCAGCGGCUGCGAGCAGGAGGCCACCAACCGCGAACUGGAGCAGGAGCUACGCACAACAUUUCCAAAUCUGGCCGAGAGCUAUGCCGUUUCCAGUGACACCAUGGGCAGCAUGUUCACAGCAUCCUCCAUCGGCGGCAUGGUCCUGAUCUCGGGCACGGGGUCUAACUGUCUGCUGCGCAAUCCUGACGGCUCCACCUCGAAUUGCGGCGGUUGGGGAAACUUCCUCGGGGACGAGGGCAGCGCCUGGUUCAUCUCGUACCGCGCCGUAAAGGUGGUCUUUGAUCACAUGGACAACUUCGAGAAGUCGUCGGCCCCCGUGGAGAAGACCUGGGCCCUGAUCAAGGAGCACUUCAGCAUCGAGACACGGUACGAUUUGCUGCCCCACUGCUACGCCAAAUUCGACAAGCCCUUCUUCGCCAAUCUGUGCAAGAAGCUGGCCCAGAAUGCAGAGAAUGGUGACGAACUGGCACGCGGUUUGUUUCGCGAGGCCGGCGUGCAUCUGGCCCGUUUGAUUGUUUCUCUGCUGCCCAAUGUCCACAAGGAUCUGGUCAAGUCGGGUGACCUCAGCGUGGUGUGCGUGGGUUCGGUGUGGUCCAGCUGGGACCUGCUAAAGGAGGCCUUCACCGCGGAGCUCUCCAAGACGCCUAUUGACUUUAACCUUAAGAUGGUCAGCAUCACCAAGAGCAGUGCCUACGGAGCCUGCUACCUGGGUGCGGAUAACGCCAAGUUUGAGCUACCGCGCAACUAUGCGGACAAUGUCACAGUCCUGCACACGUACACGGAUCCACGGAGGAAGUCGGAGGUUAAGACCAACGGGGUGGGCAAAGCGCCAGUAGCCGUGUAGUUGUUAGAUGAAUCCAUUCCGAAAUAGGCAAUCAAAGUGGCCAAGUGUUAGCAGACGCACUUAGCGGCUUAUCUAUGAUGUUGGAUACCAGAUACCCCUAUCCCCAAAGUUAUGACUUGGUGCCAACCGAGAGAGUAUAUAUUUAUAUUUCAUUAGCCUUGAUGAGCUCCUAGGUGAACUUUAAUAAGUUGGUUAGCUUCCUUGCUUGUUUUUUAUAUAGUUAAAAUUAAAAAACACAAAAGCCCUUUAUCUAAGCCACCGAAAUAGUAAUUUUCCGACUUAUUGGGUUUGUUAGAAAUACGUAUGAAAAUUUUAUUCGAUAAUGUUCAUUGUAUUAAUUGUGUAAAUGUGUCUCAAUGUUGGCUGUUGUUACAAUAUCUUCCAUUAUAAUUGCUGCAUCUAAUUUGUAAUACUUUGAUUGUAUUUAAAGCCAAUUCGUUUUUAUUUCGCCGUGCUGUCUGUCGUCAAUUCUUUGGCUAAUUUGAUUCUCAAAUCGGGGGCGCAAACGAGAGCGUGUCUAUUUUGUAGCGAAGAAAUAAAGAGAGGCCAAACGCAA